Fundulus heteroclitus (mummichog) is the source of this 2082-nucleotide messenger RNA. RefSeq names its product nucleolar transcription factor 1. NCBI's taxonomy places the organism in Eukaryota, Metazoa, Chordata, Actinopteri, Cyprinodontiformes, Fundulidae. The coding region runs from base 155 to 1393 and encodes 412 amino acids. The record is from RefSeq and is a predicted model, not a curated record. The transcript has 15 exons.
CGGUCGGUCAUGCGGAAGUGGUAUCAAAACAGUAAUGGUCGCCAUGUGGUAUCUACGGUUUAUGGUUGCAUAUUAACUGUUUAAAUGUUUAGAUCGAUUAGAAAACAGAGUUGUUGAUUUUCGGUGAAAAAAAGAGAAACUUUGGAUUGUAAAAAUGGAAGAUGUUGAAUUGGGUGCAGAAUCUACGGGAUGGACGCGGGAAAACCUGGAGAAGCUCCUUGCUUCGCUGAAAGACAAGAUCCCAGAGAACGAGAAUAAGCACACUUAUAUCCAGGGACUGAAAGCUGUAGACUGGGAUAAAGUUGCAUUCCCUCCCUUUUCUGCAGAGGAAUGCCAAGAGAAGUGGAACAGUAUGAUGGGGAUGAUGCGCAGAUAUCGCAGCCUCCCAGAGCUCCUUGAUGAAGCUGAAGCUGUGUUUUCUCACCGUGCCAGCCUCGUAGAUAUCCACCCAGAGCACCCAAAACCACCCACUCCUCCAAAAAUGCGUUAUGUUUGGAAGAAAAUGUCCAAGUAUAGGAAAAAACAUCCAGAUGUGACCAUAGGACAGAUUGUGAAGAUAUUAUCCAAGAAGUAUGAAACCCUCCCAGAUGAAAAGAAGGACAAAUAUGUGCAGAAGCACCUUCUUGAAUGUGGUGAAUAUAGCAGAAAGAAGUUGACUUUUUGUCAAGAGAACCAUCUGCCGUUACCUAGGAGCGCCCUUGACAAUGGCGGGGAAGGCUGCAGUAGAGACGAAGGCCCGCCUGAGAAGCCUCCUCCACAUGGCCGUGCUCUGUUCCUCAAAGAACUAUCUAAAGCAGACAGGGCUGCGUUUGGAAAUAGGCUUUUGAAGGUCAUGAGUGAACGCUGGAAAGAAAUGAGUGAAAACGAGAAGCAGAAGUACAAGAGGCGAUGUGAAAAGAUGAAGAGAGAGUAUAAUGCCAAGCUGAUUAAAUAUCUAGAUCGGUUCAAUGAGGAGGAGAAGCAGAGAUUCAUGGCGGCGAACAAAAUCAAAUUGUCAAAGAAACCUUUGGACCGAUACAUGAGACGACCAGGCGAGCCGACGAUGCCCGCCCGAUCUGGAUUUAUAUAUUUUUUCAAGGAGCAGUCAGAACACCUGAGUAAGAAUAUACCACAUAAAGAGCGUAUGGGCAUGGCCAGGAAACUCUGGUAUGCCCUUUCUGCGAAGGAGAAGCGCCGUUACGGCAAAAUAAUCCAGGAGAACUUGGAAAAAUACAGAGAAGACCUGCAAAACUGGUUCCAGACGCUGACUCCUAAAGAGAAGGGGGAUUACUUGAAGAGAAAACCCAGCAUGGAAGUAUACCUUAAAACAAGUACGCAUGUGAAAAGGUCUCUUAAACAACCUUCAGAGGAGGAGGGAGAAUAUGAAGAGGAUGAUGAUGAGGUGCAUUAUUAACAACGGACUGAUCUGCUGCACGUCUAACCCAGACUGAGGAUUCUCAAUCAGCUGGUUCCUGUAAUGGAUGCCAAGAAGAAAAUACAACAAGUGACUCUAACCUAGGAUCGUUUGACCUGUUGAGAGGCCUGGCUGCGUCAAGUUUUUGCAGGCCUGGACUUCAUGCAAUAAAUUUCAACACAAUGACACGCUUGGUAAUCUUUCUGCUUUAAGAGAGUGGCUCCUUAUAAUAACUCACUUCUCUGUUGGGAACAUAUAAGCCUUUGGCCUGGACUUUGCUUAUAAUGUGUCGUCGACCAUCUGCAGAGCAUGACAAGACCCUUGAAUUUCAACAUAUUUCUGUGCCAUUCAUUUAAAAAAAAUUAUAAUUUUGGGAGGUAAAAAUCCCACAAACCAACUUUGGAUCACAUAAAGCUACAGAUGUACCUGCUGCUUUAUUAAAGCCCAAUACUAAUAUCUUUAUUUUCCUUUUUAAAUGUUUCCAUAUAGCACAUUAGAUUAAAGCUGAAUGAUCCAGGAUAUAAAUCACCAUCUUAACAGGGUGUUCUCUUUUAUUUCCACUGGAAAGAUCAAAGUCAGGAAUGUGCAUGUUUCAUCUGCUGUGUUACGUUGAGCUACUGCUCUGAAAUACUCGAUAAGAAACUGAACGCAUCAAGGAAGGUAGUACACAAAGUUGUUUUUUUUUUUUU